AUGGAGAUCGCGGUGCGAGUGGUGCGUGCGCGGGUGUGGCUGUCCAGUUCUCAGUUCCUUCAUCAAGAUGGGUUAUUGUCGCUUACUCGUGUUGGCGAAACUGAGAGCGUUGCACAUGCAACUCUGCGCUCCGUACAAGGGAAAAAUGGGGAGCAGUGCUCACUUGCGGAGGUGGCGCAACAACUAGAUCAACACAAAUGCUACCGUACUGUAACAGCAGCAUGGGAAGAUCCAGGCAUCACGUCUGGCAGCAACUGUCCAAAGUUCUCCUUGCCUGAAGAGCUGGCUGCUCAAAUAAACCCCAAGGAAAAGGCAAACAAGCAAAUUAAUUUGCCUCGACUGGACUUCCAGCUAUUUCUUCUAAAACCGCGCUCACGUGGAGGAACCUCAGCGCGCUCAGGACCGAUGACCGUGUAUCUUGGGUCGAGCGGGUGGCAAUUAAGCGAGAAAGAUGUGGAAGCGUUGGUGUCUUCUCGAGAGGUGGUUUUUCUCACGACACUUCAGAACGAGCUUGGAACACUGGAGGUGAAGCUUCGGUCUGCUGAAGACGAUGCCGACAUCCCCACAGGCUUCACCAUUAACUGGAGCUCUAGUGAGGUGCUGCAGAAGGGUCUGGCUGAGAAGGCUCGACUCAAAGAAGAAGCAGACAAGAAGCUAAUCGUGCAGCUCAAGCAAACAGCCAGCAAGGCAGCAAAACUUCUUGAAACCCGCGACUUGUUGCUUGUCCACAUACAUCGCUCACGAGCUGCCUCCAUUAUUCAGCGUCGAGUUCGUCUACUGCAAUACAAAACGAAGGAAAUUAUCACGAAGUUGCGUCAAGAAGAAGAGGCACGCAUUGCGGCGAAAAAGGCGAAAGUAAGGGAAAUAGUCAUCGCGCGUAACCGCGAACGUGCACUUGCCAUGCGUGCUCGUCUUCUUGGGCAUCUCGACAAUAAUAGGUCCUCUAAGAAUGCCACACCAGACGAUCCACCAGCGUUAAAGCGGAUAGUGGAGUACAUGGAAACUGAGCGAACAAAGUUGAAGCAAAAACUGGAAGUUCUCGAGAUGCAGCGCCAACAGCUAACGAAAAAGCUAGACCGGCCUUCUAGAAGUGCUCAGCAUUCGCCAUACCAACGCAACGACCGAUUUUUCGACGACGAGCUUGUUCGUGCCGUACAGGAGCUGCAUUUCACCCGAACACACAGCAACCAAAUGUAG
Molecule: messenger RNA, 1197 nt
Organism: Phytophthora infestans T30-4
Lineage: Eukaryota; Oomycota; Peronosporomycetes; Peronosporales; Peronosporaceae
Exons: 3
Coding region: 1-1197 (398 amino acids)
Source: RefSeq, a predicted model, not a curated record